ACACAUUGAUCGACACUCUCUCGACGAGGGUAAGCUUUCCCCUGCCGGUCCCUCUAAUUUGCGCUACCAACCAAAACCACGGCGAUCCUGAUUGCUCGGAUUCCAUGCUUAUGCUGACCCUGUCUGCGCAAAUAGGCAUCAAGCUGCUCCUUCAUCUGUAGCAUUUCCAUUUCCUGUUGCCUCACAUACUGCAUCCUCCAUCAUGGUCGACUACGCCCCAUACACGCCUGGCAUGGCCCACGACUUCGAGCUCUACUCUCACUCUCAGGAACAGCACAUUGACUACCAACAAAGUCAACCCUUCAUGCCCGUCUCAACAUUUGGUAUGGAUCACACCUUCACUGCACCCUUUGACCACAUGGCUCCUCUUGCAGACGCUCCAAGACUGCAAGACCUUCAGUUCCACUACGACGCCAUCGCGCAAGGUGUCAAACCAUCAUACCAGUACCAGACACCAGCAGGAUCUCCCCACUCAAUAUCAAACUCUUUUCAUGAGAUGCCGCCUGUCUUGUCAGCGUCAUCAGAAUCUGGCGCUUCAGUAUCUUCAUCUGCCGUAGGCUCUCCAUCACUUGUACCCCAAUUCACCGAGCCAUGGAACCCCAUGCCUAUGGGGGGACUCACAUCUGGUUUUGAGUACUCAGGCAUGGUAGCAAACGACAAGUCGUAUGUGGGUAAGUCACUGGUUUCUUCCAUAGCCGUUUCUUCCUUUUCUUCUUCUUCUGUCCCAUCUCCAAACCCCAAGCAAAAUGUCUUCAAAACGCCUGUCACUCCAGCCUCGGCGACUCGGUCUACUGUGAGGUCGAACUCUUUUCUUUGUCACAAAACCUAUCCACGCAACUCUCCGCCAGUCCGUUUUUCUUCUGUUACAUCAGUGCCACAUUUUUCUCAAUUCUCUCCAUCUUCAGAUCCUAAUCUCAUUCAGCCUUUUGCAUUCGCUCCUCAGAGCCCUUAUCCUGAGAUCAGGACCACACCCUCUCCUUACUUCCCAGUCAUUGAGCAACCACCAUCCCCAGCCCUGUCGCAGUUCUCUUCAUAUAGCCAGCGACCAGGCUCCGCACGGAUCAAGAAGUCCAGCGCUAGCCCAUACCUUCACACCCAACAAUACCAACCCUACCCCAAGUACAAUGGCCAACGGCGAAGCUCAGUCAACUCCCUCCACUCACAAAACUCUGGCACAAGCCGCAAGAGCUCUAGCAGCUACAAUAUAGAUGACGAGACACGGGAAAAGGGCAUGUGCCCACUCCCAGAGUGCGGACGUGUUUUCAAGGAUCUCAAGGCACACAUGCUCACUCACCAAAACGAGAGGCCCGAAAAGUGCCCAAUUACCACCUGCGAGUACUACGUCAAGGGCUUCGCAAGGAAGUAUGACAAGAACCGACACACUCUCACCCACUACAAGGGCACCAUGGUCUGUGGUUUUUGUCCAGGCAGUGGUUCAGCGGCUGAGAAGUCGUUUAACCGCGCCGAUGUCUUCAAGAGGCAUCUCACAUCAGUUCAUGGCGUUGAGCAAAACCCUCCUAAUAGCCGCAAGAAGAGCUCCGCAAGCCGCAAGUCAUUUGGCAGUUCGCAGCCCAGCGUUGCCGGUACCUGCUCCACUUGUUCAGUAACAUUUGCCAACGCGCAAGAGUUCUAUGAGCACUUGGACGAUUGCGUGCUGCGCGUCGUGCAGCAAACCGACCCCGCAGAAGCCAUCAACCAGCGUCUCCUCACCUCUGUUGCAGAGGACAAGAACGUCACUGAGACGCUGGACCGAAAUGGCCUGUCUAAGAGCAUCGAGUACACGAUCCCCAAGUAUGAGGACGAUGAUGAGGACGACUUCGAAGAGGAGGAGGUAGACAACGAUGACCAAGAUGAUGCUACUUGGGGCAGCCGUCACACCCGCUCAGGCAGAGGCGGCAUCAAGUCUACCAAAUCGCAUUGACAAUCAACACAUCCCCGAGGUGUCGGCGCAACGCAGCACGUCGGGGGUGGCAACCCAACCCAACAUGUUUCUUCUGCGCGCGUCACCAAGUCUAGCCCGCG
Messenger RNA from Bipolaris sorokiniana ND90Pr, 2022 nucleotides. RefSeq lists its product as uncharacterized. Lineage: Eukaryota; Fungi; Ascomycota; Dothideomycetes; Pleosporales; Pleosporaceae. The transcript is spliced from 2 exons. The coding region runs from base 203 to 1921 and encodes 572 amino acids. The record is from RefSeq and is a predicted model, not a curated record.